Morus notabilis is the source of this 1734-nucleotide messenger RNA. RefSeq names its product UDP-glycosyltransferase 88A1-like. Gene Ontology annotation, molecular function: UDP-glycosyltransferase activity. The transcript has a single exon. The record is from RefSeq and is a predicted model, not a curated record. The coding region runs from base 1 to 1443 and encodes 480 amino acids. NCBI's taxonomy places the organism in Eukaryota, Viridiplantae, Streptophyta, Magnoliopsida, Rosales, Moraceae.
AUGGAGUCAAUAGUUCUCUACCCAUCACCAGCCAUCGGCCACGUUAUCGCUAUGGUUGAGCUAGGGAAGCUUAUUGUCACUUCAAAACCUUCACUCUCCGUCCACAUUCUAGUCACCACCCCUCCUUACAAAGCCGGCGACACAGCUUCCUACAUCGCCGGCGUCUCCGCCGCAAUUCCUUCCAUCACCUUCCACCACCUCCCGCCCAUCUCCCUCCCUCCCGAGCUUUUGACCGCCUCGGUGCACCACGAAAACUUAAUGUUCGAAGUCCUCCGUCUCAACAAACCAAUUGUUGCUGAGGCCCUACGUUCCAUCUCUCAAAACCACACCGUUCAUGCCUUCAUCAUGGACUUCUUCUGCGCUAGCACUCUCUCCGUGAUCUCCUCCGAUAAUCAGCUCAAAAAAAUCCCCAGUCACAUCUUCUUCACUUCUCCCGCGACUAACUUAGCUAACGUACUUUACUUGCCAACUCUUGAAAAAACCAUCCCAAAUAUCUUAAAUCUUGAUAUCGGCAACACUCUUCUCGACAUCCCUGGAUGUCCGCCAAUUCCUUUGUCGGAUAUGCCAAAAUCAUUUCAAGACCGCCGUGAUAAUAGUUACCAAUACUUUGUUGAGUCUUCGACCUACUAUCCGAAAGCAGAUGGAAUCAUUGUAAACACUUUUGAGUCUUUAGAGUCUCGAGCUCUCAAAGCCAUAUCCGAUGGACUAUGCGUGCCCGAUGCUCCCACGCCUCCGGUAUACUGCAUUGGACCAUUGAUUACUGCCGAGAAGGACAAUCAUUCACAAAUUGAGUGCUUAAAAUGGUUGGACUCGCAACCAAGAGAGACCGUGGUUUUUCUUAGUUUCGGAAGCUUAGGCUUGUUCUCGAAGGAGCAACUGAAGGAAAUAGCGGUGGGGUUGGAGAGGAGUGGCCAGAGGUUCUUGUGGGUGGUGCGUAAUCCACCGUCGCAGAAGAAAGGAAACGUGGCUUUAUCAGCCUUGCCGGAACCGGACUUGGAUUCGUUACUUCCGGAAGGGUUCUUGGACCGGACGAAAGAUAGGGGACUGGUGUUGAAGAACUGGGCCCCACAGGUGGAGGUUCUGAGUCACGAGUCGGUGGGCGGUUUCGUGACUCACUGUGGUUGGAACUCGGUGCUGGAAUCGGUCUAUGCCGGCGUGCCGAUGGUGGCGUGGCCGCUCUACGCGGAGCAGAAGUUCAACAAGGUCGUGCUUGUCGAGGAAAUGAAGAUUGCUUUGCCUAUGAUGGAGACUAAUCGGGACGGAUUUGUGAGCGCUGGUGAAGUCGAGCGGCGAGUCACUGAGUUGAUGGCGGGUUCCGAAAGCGGUAACUCGAUACGGAAGCGUGCGUUGGCAUUGAAGGAUGAAGCCAGAGCUGCUAUUACCGAUGGUGGGUCGUCUCGGGUUGCACUAACGAAACUCACUGAAUUGUGGAAGCGUGGGUGAGUUAAGAGUGUUAUAACAAAAUGAGUCCAAAGGCAUAUUCCCUUGUCUCACGUAUGGAAAAUAUGCUUAAAAGUCUUAGGCCUAUACCAAGCUAGUGUAAUGUUGAACAAAAACUAUGGAAGAUGAGCGAAGCUUAAGUGAGGCAAUAGUUAAUAAAAGUGUGUGUCUAGUGUGAGAGAAAGUGUCGGCAAUAAAAAAAAAAUAUUAAUUUUUUUAGUGUAAUCUUUUGAGUGUUUUCUAGUGUGUAAUUUAGGGUCUUAUCUAUAAAUAAUUUUAAUUUAAUAAAAGUAG